Messenger RNA from Kazachstania africana CBS 2517, 405 nucleotides. It is a transcript of the gene OST2, whose product is annotated as dolichyl-diphosphooligosaccharide-protein glycotransferase. The record is from RefSeq and is a predicted model, not a curated record. Bases 1 to 405 code for a protein of 134 amino acids. Gene Ontology annotation, cellular component: membrane; oligosaccharyltransferase complex. NCBI's taxonomy places the organism in Eukaryota, Fungi, Ascomycota, Saccharomycetes, Saccharomycetales, Saccharomycetaceae. The transcript has a single exon. Gene Ontology annotation, biological process: protein N-linked glycosylation.
AUGGCAGGGCCUAGACAAUUAAAAAAAGAUUCAAAAUCAGAAUCGAAAACUACCACAGCAUCUAGCAUAACAAAAGAUUUUGCAGAGGCAUUCAAUUUAUCGAUUGACUCGUAUUUUAAACAAGUCAAUAGUAAUAAUAAGUUGAAAUUGAUUGACAUAUUUGCUUUUUUCCUGGUAUUAAUUGCUCUUAUUCAAUUUGUCUUUGUAUGUCUGAUUAGGGACAACUUCCCAUUCAAUGCUUUCCUAGCAGGCUUCAUAAUAUGUGUUGGCCAAUUCAUACUAUUGAUGUGUUUAAGAAUGCAGUUAUUAAGUCCAUUUGAAGGUAUCAGUACAAACAGAGCAUUUGGAGAAUUUGUUUUAGCUAGUUUACUGUUACAUUUUAUUUGCUUACAUUUUAUCAAUUGA